AUGGCAAGACAAGGAAAUUGCCAACAAGGCCAGGCUUCUGAUUCUGCUAACUGUCCAUCUUCUUCCACGGUCAUCUCCUCCAUCCUGAACACCUGGUUGAACCAAUACUUGGAGGACUUUUUUCAGCCCCCAGACUUUCCCUGCCUCAAGCUGCUGAUAGAUUAUCUCCAGCUCAAUAUGCCAGGGUCAAAUGAGGAGUGCCAUGCUCAGCUUCUUCUGGUCCAGUGGGAACACCUGGAGUGCAGUGAGCCUGAAACUGAGAGUGAGCAGCCUGGGCUAGAUCCUUCAGCAUCUGUACAUGUGACCACAGAGAACAGAUGGAAUAAGGAGAAGCUUCAUAUCUUGGCAUUCCCACCUGAUUUGGUGGCAGAGCAGUUAACACAGAUGGAUGCUGAACUGUUCAAGAAGGUGGUGCCCUACCACUGCCUCAGGUCCAUUUUGUCCCAGCGGGACAAGAAGGGCAAUGAGCAUCUCACUCCCACCAUUCAUGCCACCAUCAUCCAAUUCAACAAUGUGGCCACCUGUGUGAUGACCACUUGCCUUGGUGAUUGGAGUAUGAAGGUCCCAGAGAGGGCCCAGGUGGUGGAACACUGGAUUGAGGUUGCUGGAGAAUGUGGAGUUCUGAACAAUUUCUCUUCCCUCUACACCAUUCUCUCUGCUCUGCAGAACAAUGCCAUCUACUGCCUGAAAAGGACUUGAGAAGAGGUUUCCAGGGAAAUCUUCCAGAAACUUAAGAAGGUGUCAAGAAUUUUUUCUCCCGAAAAGAAUCACUUCCUGAGCAGGAAGCUGCUCACCAAGGGGAGAAUAUCCAUAUUUGCAACCAUAGGGUGGAAGUCCAAGAGGACUGAGAGGCAGUUCAAGGAGAUGGGUUUCAUCCAGGGCACCAUCCCCUACCUUGGCAUCUUUCUCACUGACCUAGUGAUGUUGGACAAUGCCAUGAAGGACUAUCUUAAUGAGAGAAUCAUCAAUGUUGAGAAGAUGAGGAAGGAGUUCCAUGUGAUCAGCCAGAUCAAGCAGCUGCAGGUUACUUGCCAUAAGUACAAUAUUUCACAGGAGCACUUUGGGACAUGGUUCCCGGGCAUGGAGCAUCUCAGUGAGACACAAAGCUACAAGCUUUCAUGUGAUUUGAAGCUUCCAUCCAUAUCAGCUAGCACUACCCACGAGACCAAGAACACAGCCACUGGGAGCAACUUCCAGGCCCCCAACACAGAGAGCAGUACCAAGCCCUGUGACCAGCUCAAGUGUGACAACAAUUUCAGCAGUGGGGACAUGGGUGACCAAUUCUGCACAAGCUCAACUGGGUCCUCCAGCUUGGACAUAGAGGGGAUCUAUGUGAGCUGUAUACUGGAGUCUCCUGAUGGCCAGGAAAAGCUCUGCAAGUCAGACUCUUGGUCAUCCUCUGAGUCUUCCAGCAUUAGCUCUACUUCAAGGAACCCCUCCUCAGUGCCAGCAUCCAGCAAGACUGCAGCCACCACCAGCAGCAAUAAGUUUCCUAUCUCUGGGGUUUCCAACACCUGCUGCACAAAGCCCUUUUACAACCAGCAGGUGGGCAACUGCUGUAUCAUCCAUGUGAGCCUGGAGGUCAACAAUGGCAACUAUAAGAGCAUCCUGGUGACCAAUCAAGAUAAAGCUCCAGACAUCAUCCUCAAGACAAUGGAGAAACACAAUUUAGACAUUGAUGAUCCAGAGGACUAUGAGCUGGUACAGAUAAUCUCAAAAGAUUGCAGAAAAAUGAAGAUUCCUGAUAAUUUUAAUGUAUAUUAUGCCAUGAAUUCAUCUGCUAACUAUGAGUUUGUCCUGAAGAAAAGAACACUCAACAGGACCAGCUGGAUCUGGGUAAGCUCCUGUGGCAGUGGUCAGGAAAGAUCUGAGACCAAUGCCUAUGAGAAUGUGACAUUGUCCCCAUUCAUGGGGGUGACUGGUGUCAUAUGGGACAUGAUGUCAGCACUCUACUGGGAGGGAUGCAUUGCUGAUGGGGAAGCCUACAAAUUGGACAGUAUGCAGGAGCAGUGA
Molecule: messenger RNA, 2013 nt
Organism: Castor canadensis (American beaver)
Lineage: Eukaryota; Metazoa; Chordata; Mammalia; Rodentia; Castoridae
Source: RefSeq, a predicted model, not a curated record